CUUUAAACCGGUUUCCCAGUGACCAACUCUGAUCUUUUAAAAUGCUGCAGAACGCCAUGGGAGACAAAUGGUUACCAGGAACUAGAAUUAUAAAAAUAGCCAGAGGGUCUGCAGUAGGAUUGUUGUUAACAAGCCGGAAUCACAAAGAUUUAAAGCGGAAAACUGUCUCUGCUCUGUAAAACGGAAAAUAAAAAACAUUACGAUUUCCUUUUGAAAAUUAACUUUUUGUUAGCUAUCAGAUUAUGCAUAAAUCACAGUUCCACUUCAAUGUUGUAUUCAGUGAACGUCUGCUACAAGCUUGGUCACAUUGUGUCACAGAGGACUCGCAGUUAAUGUACAGCGAGGCAGAGCUUCCUCACACAGAGCAUGCUGGGAAGUUGAACACUCGUACACAAACACACACACCAGCCUUUGGAUAAGCUGCUCCUGUAAGGUAAUACAAGGUCGUGAGUGGCAAUACUCAAAGCAUGUGCCUGUUUUUAAUAAUUAGAUUAAUUUGGCACCUGCAGGAAAGCUGUCAUAUAAGUAAUGAAUUUCCUUUUUAUUGCUAUUAAAGUGCACUUUAUUUACGUUGCUUACUAGUUUUUAGGUAACCUUACUAUUCUUUGCAUAUGUUUAUUGAUUUUUUUUCUUUUUCCAAGGGCCCGUUUCAGUUAAAGGGAUCCUAUAGUACCAGGAAAACAAACACGUUUUCCUGUCUCUAAAGGCUCCAAGAGUGCCCCCCCUCACUCGGGGGCCCCCUCCUGCAAGGCUGAUGGGGUUAAAACCCCUUCAGCCACUUACCUGAAUCCAGCGCCGAUGUCCCUCAGCGCUGGGUCAGGCUCUGCUCACGCUCCAAUGGCCGCGCGUGCAUUAGACCGCCUCAUAGGAAAGCAUUAUUCAAUGCUUUCCUAUGGGUAAAAUCUAAUGCUGGAGGUCCGUGAGGACGUCCAGCGUCAGAUAAAGGACCAAAAGUCUGUUUGGAUUCCGGAAACCCUCUAGUGGCUGUCUGUUAGACAUCCACAGAGGGCAGACUUAGAGCUGCAAUGUGCCAAAGGGUCACAGCACCGAGACCACUUCAAUUAGCGUUAAAGGUGACUGCAUAGCUGUAGAAAACCCACACCCCUAAGGGCUGUGGUGAUAAUUAAUAAAAUCUUUCUGCAGAUGCUUUUCAAAAGCAUCUGCAUAGGAAUCAAAGAAAAUCUAGUAGGGCAGCCUUUCAUAAUAAUCCCAGCCCGUUCUAGGGAUCAUACAUUAAAGGGUCACUCCACUGCCCAAAUAUAAAUGUAAGUAGAUAUACCCCAGAUGAAAAUAUGCAUGAGUUUGAUUAUGUUUUUUUUUUCUCCAUUGUGGAUAUGUCAAAAAACAGCUUACACAAGUUACAGAUCUCUUGUCUGUUGUUUUUGCACCCACCCCUCCCCCCAGACUUUCUGUGGCUGUCCAAUCACAGUCUUCCCAAUGCAGCUCAAUGAGAAGUCUUUGUAAUGCAGGUGCUCUGAGCAAUUGCUGCCUCUUGAGUUUAGACCCAUUGAGCUAAACAAACCAGGAACUAACAGGACCUGUUGUCUGCUUGAAAUCCAUUCUAAUAAAAUCUGCACUUUUUUUAAAUUAAAAAAAGACACACUUAAAGCACCUCAACAAGCCAAUGCCAUUUAUUGAUUUAGGGGUCCAGGGUGUCCCUUUAAACCAAAGACAAGUUAUAUAUGUAUCAUUAGUGAUUCUAUUAGUAGAAUUAAAUAAACUAUUUUAACAUGUUUCACUGUUUAUGUGUAUAUAUAUAUAGAGAGAGAGAGAAAUAGUGAAAAGAGGCUUGCACUCACAGUCUUUCUCCUUUGUGGAAUUUCUUUCUUUAUUCCAUUUCUUGUUAAAACAUAAUCAUAAUCAACGUUUCAGCCAUCGUUUGUGGCUUUCAUCAGGAUCAGUUUUUUUUUGCUGAGCUGAUCCUGAUGAAAGCCACAAACGAUGGCUGAAACGUUGAUUAUGAUUAUGUUUUAACAAGAAAUGGAAUAAAGAAAGACUGUGAAUGCAAGUCUCUUUUCAUUAUCUCUAUUAUAAUUUUUGGCUGUGGCUAGAAUGCACCCAGCAUUUGGAAGAACCUGUGCAAGGACAAAAAGGAUUAUUUAUAUAUAGAGAGAGAGAAAACACCAUGGUGGGGAAAAAUUGUGAUUGAAAACCCCUUCCAUCUGAAGUCUGUGGAUAGUUAAUACAAUGUUAAACAAAAAUCUGCACACCAGUCAAGCCAUAAGACUUGCUUGACUGCUGACCCCAAAUACCAAAACCGUUACCCCCAAUAACGACAUGACACCUGAUUGUUGUGUAAGGGCAACGGCCACAGCUUUAUUAAACUUUUACACAGCCAGCAUUUCCACCUGUCAGCUGUUGGGGUGACUACCCAACAGACAGAUACUCCAAGUCUUUAUCCAGAGUUCGUACAGCCUGCCUUCGGCCAUCAGCCCUAGCAGGCUGCGACUCCCCAAAUCCUUUCCGUGCAUUACGUGCGCUGGCCAGGAACUCCGCCAUAGCUGUGACAAAACAAGAACAGAAACAAACGCCAAACCAUUACAGAGCAUGGGAAAUUUUGGGGGGAGGGCGGGCGGGAAACUGUUCCAGACUGCUCCUUCUGCACUGGUGAGUCCCACGCCCCUGCUCUCCCUCUUAUAUCCCACUAUAUAGGCAACAUUGUAUCUUUUAUAUUCCCACCCCUUACUGCAGGGCAGCAGUCAUGCCUCCCCUUCCUUGCAGUCCAGGGGAUAUCUUUCUGUUGGAAAAGCAAGUCUUAUGGCUUUACUGGUAUAUACUGGUAUAUAUCUUAAAAGCUACACCAGAUUUUCUGUUGGGGAUAUUUCCCUCUAUAUCGUUCCUCACAUCCUUUUCCUAUUACCAUGCCCAGUAAAAAAAAAAAAAAAAAUGAAACACAACUAGCACUAUAAUCACUACAGCUUGCUUUAGUGGUUAUGGUGUCUGCAGUACCCUUGCACCCGCCCUGCCCAUUUGUAAGUAGCUGAGCUAGCUCAUUGGCUUGGAAUAUCAGCUGAUCUCUCUUGGCCAAUGAGCUAGACAGACAGAGAUCUUUUGGAGCCCCAUCAGCAGUAGUGGAGGCAGAGAACAGCAUCUGGCAGACACCAAGUAAGAAGUCAAAUCACUCUAAGUCAAAUACCUCUAAAACUAAUUGACAACUUGCAAUUAGGGUUGACACUAGUGUACUCCUAUAACCAUAACCACUACAAUGAGCUUUGAAAAAUAAGACAUUUAGCAAUCCAUGCUAUCAUCUCAACCUGGUUGUUAAAGAGAAAUCUUGCUCUGAAGAUGGCAACUCCUGCUUCCUCAGCCCAAUAAAUGUGAUUGAAGUAUUUAAAAUGGAAAGGAGUGCUUUGGAGGGCACUAUAAAACACACAUACCUCCAAAGUGUAUAUAGUGUACCACUGUUGUAGUUUGUACUUGCAGUUACAUGUAGUAAUUAAUAAUCUGGCUGUUAGGAUCUGAUUGGCAAAAUUCUAAAUUGUAUACCACAAAUUUUUCUUGUGCCCUCCCACUCCUUCCCCAUGCAUGCCACACCUAGGUGUAAAUUCCUUGAAAUAACGGGGUAUCUCUACUCCUCUUUAGGCCCAAUUCCCAAACCAUCCAUGCAACAAGCCUCUUCAAUUCUACUCGGCUCAGCCCACCCACCCUGGUUCCUCCUAACUAUAUAGCUUGCUCUUCUAGCUGUUUGGAAUCACAGUCAAUCACCUUAGCAUCACAUGAUCAGUUGCUGCCACAUAUAUGAUUAAUUCUCUCUGCCAUCACCUUCAAAUCCCUCUGCAACCUCUUGUCUCAUCUCCCCAUUUUAACCUUUUAGAUUGUAAGCUCAAGGGUAGAGUCCUCUACCUUUUGUAUUGGUCUGUUUACACUGUAUUGUCUUUUUUCCAAUUGUACAGAGCUACAGAAUAUGUUGGCGCUUUAUGAAUGCCAGUAAUAAAUAAAUAAAGCACUUCCAGGUGCUGAAGCUACCAUCUUCCUGUGAUGCAACCUUCUUGCAUAAUUCUGUACAGUCAUAAUAAUUUGCAUUACAUGCCAAGGUGUGCCAAGAUAGCAUUGCAUUUGCAUGUAAAUUAAAUUGAGCAUGACCUAUGGCUAACUUUCAUUUAGCUUUUAGUCUGUGCAAUUACUAAAUUCCCUGUAAAGCCACUAUGGUAGUAAGCAGAGGCAUAACUAGAAACCACGGGGCCCCAGUACGAAAACUGCCCUUGGGCACCCCCAUACGUACUCCCCAUACACACAUGUACACAUACAGGCACAUACAUGUAGACACACACAUACAUACAGGCACAGACAUACACACACACACAUGCACUAACAGACACACACAUGCACUCAUAUACACACAUACACACACACAAUCACACACAAACUCACAGACACACACACUCACUCACAGAACAACACUCGCACACACACAAAUAAUUCAUAUUUUUAAAUUUGUCCACCCAGCCUCCCUACCUUUAGAGCUGGCUUGGAUCUGUCCCUGGGGUUCAGUGAGGCAGGCGGCUGUGUUCCUGGCAGAGGCGGCAAGGGAGCUGUGAUCUUCCUACUCUGCUCCCUUGCACCGCACGGGCCGUCUACUUAUGCCCGGAGCCAGAAUAUGACGUCAUAUUCCGGCUCCUGGCAUCAGCAAACAGCGUGCAAGGGAGCAGAGCAGGGAGAACACAGCUCGCUCGCCACCUCUGCCAGGAGAACAGUCUUCCACCGGGGGGGGGGGGGGGGGGCCAUUAGAUGGCCAGCAGAUCACCUCUUGGGCCCCCCUAUGACGGGAGGAACACGGGGGGGGCUGAAUCCCGGUCUCAAAGGAAGUGCUCGCUGAAUGAGUACUUCCUGACAGACCGCUUGGCCACGCUACAAACAGGCAGGAGGGGAGCAGCACAGCUCUACCCUCCUGUCAGACACCCAGGAGGUAUCCAGCGGUGGUAGGUACGCCACUAACAGUAAGGAAUUGCUUAGGUCCUGUCCCUGAGCUGCCCUAUUGAACCCUGCUAGAGUGUCAGAAUGUGAUCGCUAAGGAUAAGAUUCCUACGAUUACAUAAUACGCCACUGGUCCUUUAACAGACUAACCGCUGGGAAUCAAUCUGUUUGUCUGAAUUUAAAUUACUCACCCAGGGCUCUAAAAUUAUGGAAACGUUAUGUGAAAAUUCUUGUCCAAUGUAAUUUUUUUCAUUAAGAUAUGUAAUGAAAAUUAGUUUAACAUUUUUUUAGAGAAUGAAAGCCAUAAACAGAACCUCCUUGGCUAAACCCUGGGCUUUUUUUUACGGCCUACAUGGCCAAAACAUUAGCUGUAAGUUUGGUAAAGACACAUGCUGUGAGCCAGUAUCGCGUCUUUCUUUUCCAAGUGGGUUCUCCAGCCUAAAUAACAUCUCCUUAUUUUUUAUUAGAUUCAUUAUUUUAUGAUAUAUGAAAAUAGGCACACUCUAUGUGUCUUUUCUGGCCUAGUUAUUUCAUUAUUAUUUUUUUCUUGCUAGGGCGCAUAUUCCUCGUCUGUUUUUUAUUACAUAAAAUCGAUAUUCUACAUAACAGCCUUGGAACAGAAAUAUGACGACGCCAAGUGUGCAUAAAAAAAACUUUAUGUUUUGUCUAUUGGAUAAUAACGCAGGCAAGCACUUUUGCCAGGUCAACUCAAUUUCCAUGUUUCAUUUGUGGUUCAUUAAAGGAGAAAUCUAGAUUUAUAUUUAACCCCUUAAGGACACAUGACAUGUGUGACAUGUCAUGAUUCCCUUUUAUUCCAGAAGUUUGGUUUUUAAGGGGUUAAAGCAAACCUGGCACACAAAAGGCCCUUUAAUCAAACAAAAGAUUUGUAGAUUGUGUUGAAAAUAUUAAACAGAGUAUUUUAACCCAUCAGAGACAAGGGCUAUAUUGAGUCAAUGCACAAAAGUAAUUUUGUACUUUUACAUUGUGUUUCCAAAUCUUUUUGUUGCGAACAGCAAAAUAUCACAGCCAUAAAAAUCCUCCAUCUCAUUUUGUGAAGGUGUCUACUCUCUUUAAUAUAACAAACUUUCCAGGCAGGAAAUCCAUAUUGUUUUUACUGUACAUAAAAUGAUGACUGUUGUUAUAGGUGAAAUCACCUCUUCUCAAGUCUCAAUGGUUGAACUCUCUUUUGUAGAAUGUGGUAUUUUAAUGUAUGUUAAAGACAAAUAAUUGCUUCCGUUAUAUUUUAGUUUAAAGAAAAGAUCAGAUUUAUAAAAAUAAAAAAGGUAUCUAAAAGGUAAAAAUUGUGCUUAUUCCUUUGAUUGCUCACUAGUAGAAAAGUGUCUGCCAUUAGUGCAUCAUCUGAUAACUCUGGGUUACUGACUGUGGGCAUACACAGGACAUUCGGCUCAAGUCUCGUCUUUAAGAUUACACCCAGUAAGUUGAUUCUUUGCACCAAUUCUAUUGUACAUGCCUUAAUCUAGGCCAGAGAACCCAAAAGGUAGAUCCCUGUUAUUCUAAAGGUAUGCAAAGCAUCAUGGGAUUUGUAGUUCUACAACAUCUGAGGAUUUACCUUUUGGGCAGCCCUGAUCUAGGCUCGUACAUUGGCCACAUAGACAGGCGUUAUGAGUGGCAUUUUCAUGGUUAUUUGCUAAAGGUAAAAUUGUCAGGAAUUAAAAGUGAAUUCAAAACAAAUUUAAUGUCAAGGGAACCCAACUGUGAGCAUUGCUGACUUUGAGAUUUUUUUUCAGUUUGACUAUUUUGGCCUUAAAUUUGGAAUUCACUUUGAAUUUACAUGGAGUUCCCCAAAAAAGUCUUCCUUUAAUAAAUAACUCUGAUGCUCUCUCUCUGAAGUCACUAAUGCAGUUGUCACAAAUGCAGCAAUCUGUAAGGCAACUGAAAGGGAUAAGCAGAGUUGCAACUUGUGCACCUGGAUGCAGAAAUCUCUCUAAUCUUCAGAACUAGUCCGUUAGAGUCACAUAUUAAUGGUACCAGGCUGCAGUAGUUGUCAUGAGGAGUAUUUUCUAAAUCGUGCAAAUUUGGGUCAAAGGACCACUAUAGGCACCCAGACCACUUCAGCUCAAUGAAGUGGACUGGGUGCCAGGUCCCUCUAGGGUUAACCCUGCCUGCUGUAAACAUAGCAGUUUCAGAAAAACUGCUUUGUUUACUUAUGGGUUAAUCCAGCCUCUAGUGGCUGUCUCAUUGACAGCCACUAGAGGCGCUUCUGCGGUUCUCACUGUGAUUUUCACAGUGAGAAGAUGCCAGCGUUCAUAGGAAAGCAUUGAGAAUGCUUUCCUAUGGACUGACUGAAUGCACGCACGGCUCUUGCCCCGCAUACGCAUUCAACCGAUGAUGUCCAAAUGAGGAGGAGCAUCCCAAAGGAGCCCGGCGCUGGAGAAAGGUAAGUGUUUAACCUCUUCCUUCAACUUCAGCCCAGCGGGAGGGGGACCAUGAGGGUGGGGGGGACCUAUUAAUACUAAAGUACCAGGAAAACGAGUUAGUUUUCCUGGCACUAUAGUGGUCCUUUAAAUGCUGGCAAUGAUUGCAUGUUGCUGGUACUUGGUGGAAAAGAGUUUGAGGAACAUAAGGUUAGACAAGCGAUGCAUGCCUUUCCACAAUUCAGAGGAAGCCCAGAAUCAUUUUCUUUGGCCACAAGUGCUUGCUUUGAAUAUCAAUGGCUUUAUUUUGAUGUUAUAUUGUUUUGGUAAGUAAAGAUUUCAACCACCUGCAUGUGAAUAUAAAUCUCCCUAUCUCCACAUUAAAUAAUUGAAUGGAAUGAGCUAAGAAAAUAAGAUUGUGGAAUUGUCAUGCUUAAUUAGUUAGCUUUGCUAUAUGUUCUACAUUUUUUGCAUGAACCAACUGGGAGAUUUCAGAGGAACCUGGUUUAAGAUUCAAAAACUUCUUUGACUUCAGAUGGGGGUGAUCUAAGGACACAGAUCUAGCGAGAAUAAAAAACAGUUGCGUUUGCACGUGUCACCAUCCCCACCAAAGAAAUAGUUCUGUUCAUUCACACAUAUAAUGAAUUGUAUCUGUGGAAUUAUAACUCAUUUAGCAAUUCUUUUUGGCAUUGGCAUUAAAUAUAAAAAGCAAAAUUUUAUCGAUCGGAAAUGCGACUGCCCUGUUACAUAUGGCAUGUGGCAUAUUUGUAUUCCGUUUUUAGCAUUCUGAUCUCAGGGAGAGCCAUUCCAAUGUCCCAUUCAGCUAAGGAACCAUAGCAAGUGGAGCUGAAUAUUGCAAUGCCGCCAUCCAAAUGAUUUAAUACAUGGACCUCUUGGUCAAUUAUGUUGACAUUUAUUAUGCACGAGCUUUGUGAUUGAAGCAUUAUUUAAUAGUUUCUAAAAAAGAAUUGUUGGGAACAUUUUUACGGAAAGUCGUAUUCUUUUUAAGAGUCUUGAUUUGUUUAUAUUCAACAGACCGCACCUUUGGCAAAUAUGCAAACAGGGCAUGUUUGCCAAAAGUCAUACUGCAACCACCAACAGUCACUAUGAAGGCAUUUGGUUGAUCUGUGUGUGAUUUCUUUUUUUCUUUAUUUUGUUCAAUUUUCAUUAUAAGUCAUGAGUGUUCUACAUUAGUACCACUGGCACAGAGAAGAGGUUAUUUACGGAUAUUGUUUUAAUUUAAUAACGUUUGCCCAUGAUUUCAGGAAAAUAUGAAUAGUAUGGAGACCAGUCAAACUUAAACUUGCAGGGAUUGUGCAAAUACAGAUGGUAUUUGUAGGUAUGUGACCGAAGGUUCUAAAAAUACUUCUGUGGAUUUUGUGCCAUGAAAUGAUUAUUAAAUAUACACGCUCAGAAUAAAUGAGUCACGCUAAGAAACAAUAGGUUACACUCCAAUGCAAUGCUUAUCGCAGUCUAUUUGUGAUCAGUAUGGAAAUAAUUAGGACAGUUGCACAUAUACCUAACAUAUGCAUUCUUUAUAAGCAGCAAUAUCGAUAAUGGGUGAACUUUGUAGACUGGACAUAUCGUAUGAAUAUUCACAGUAUCUUAUCUGCAGUGGUAGAACAUUUGGUUAUCUGCUGAAGGUUCUUCUAAACUUUGUGUAGCUGCCAUCUUGCAUCAGAUGCAUACAAUGCUGAAUCACCAGUAGGUCUGAAGAUUUAAUAUGAAAGGGACACUAUAAUCACUAAAACAACUUGAGCUUAAUGAAGCAGUUUUGGUGUAUAGAUCAUGCCCCUGUAGCCUCACUGCUCAAUUCUCUGCCAUUUAGGAGUUGCCACUUUCUUUAUGCAGCCCUAGUCACACCUCCCUGCAUGUGACUUGCGCAGCCUUCCUAAACACUUCCUGAAAAGUGAGAUCUAAUGUUUACACUUCCUUUAUUGCACAGUCUGUUUAAUUUAGAAUUUCUUAUCACCUGCACAGUUAACAACCUUCUAAGCCAUACAGUAGCCUCCCAUGUGUUAUUACACUUGAAUUGACAGAGCAGGAGAUAAAAACUUCUAAAGUAAGUUAACAUCUAAUUGAAAAGUAAAUCUUUUUUUUUCAUGCAGGCUGUGUGCGUCACAGCCAGAGGAGGUGUGGCUGGGGCUGCAGGAACAGAAACAAAAGUGAUGUAAGUCCUAAAUGGCAGCGAAUUGAGCAGUGAGACUGCAGAGCCAUUAUCUACACACCAAAACUGCUUCAUUAAGCUAAAGUUGCUUUGGAAGAAUAGACAAAAGCAUCUAGGCUUUUUAGUUAGUUUUCUACUGCAGUUAUUAGUUCUAAAUUUCCUUUUUCCAGAUUCUAGUGGGGGGGAAAAAAAUCAGUUCUGACAUGCAAUAUAUUACAUUUAAAAAUUUGCAAAACAGUUCUUCUCCACUAUAAGUUACCUUCUACCUGUUCCAUUCCUGUACUACGUGGCAUUUUCUCGUACUAGUGACAGAUGUUUUUUGGGGGUUUUUUUAAUCAAAAAAUUGUAUAUACUAGUUUAAGAUCCAUUAGUUGACAAACCGCUACACCCAUGCCACAAUAAAAGGUCAAACUAGGUUAAAACAUGAGCAUGAUGAGACAGUUGACAGCUUUUCCAGUAGUUUAAAGGGAAUAUGGUAUCUUAAGUGUUCAAAUACUACGUGCAAAGUGACUUUAACAUGACACACAGGAGCUUUAAAAAUGUCUUUACUUGUAAUCGGCAGUUGGAACAUGUGUACAUACAUAAAAUAAGUUCACAGCUUCCAAUAAUGGAAGAUGGCUGAAAUAGAAAAUAUUUAUUAUCCCCAAAUCCCUUACAUGCCCCAAAGCUCUUUAUAAUUUUCCUUGAUUAUACUUCUCAUGCCAAUCCACAAACUGUAUUCGGACCAAUAAAUAGAGAAAGAAACAAAUGUGUAAGUAGAGUGAUAAUUAAUAAUAAAAGGAACUGUAUCAAAAGUCCAGCUGUAUGGGUGGAGGACACCAACUUGCAUGUUUAACCCCUUAAGGACCAAACUUCUGGAACAAAAGAGAAUCAUGACAUGUCACACAUGUCAUGUGUCCUUAAGGGGUUAAAGGUCAUUCCAUGGUGGAUUAACCCGUUUUUAAAUAAAUAAUAAGAUACAUACACAUAAUGGUGCAGUGUAAAUUCUAGGAUUCGUAAAGGAUUCUGGUGAUAUAUAAUCCACAAGGCCAAGGGUGAAGUGAUUUAUGGAUGUCUCUAGAAGCCCCAAUAAAUCCUGUAUUAUCACACUCCCAGGAAGUAGGUACCAUUCAGAUGUCUGCUGUCAUUUAUUCCCCCCUUGCUAAUAUAGAACAAUAUGUCUUCCUCUCCAAUGCCCCUCACCCAAUGUAUGAGUAUCAAAAAUGGGACACAAUUAAUGACAGCAUCUGAAAAGCCUUGCUGUUGCUUGGCAGUGUGAAUCCCAUCAACCCCAGGCCGCUCAGAACAGGUAUGCCCCGAUGCUGUGCUAAGAUUGAUUGAGCAUGUGGGCUUAUCGGCAACUCAGGAACCCUUGCACCUCAGAGGCUAAUUUCUCCCAUGCUUUUAAGUCUAACCACUUCCUGCAGCCUUCUAGUGCAUUAUAAUAUUCCGUGAUUUACGUGAACAGGCAUGGCUUGUUAAACAUUUAUUGUUCAUUUCUGGUAUCCUAGACGGUGACUUGAUUCAUUUCUAUGCUAUUAUUAUCUCUGACCUUGAUUUAUCUCCGACUUUUAUAACUGUUCACAGGUUAGUAUAUUCCCUCUGUCUAAGCUAGGGGUAAGCAACCCUUCAGCAACACUGUGCCAAAACAAGACUUUUAAAGCCUUUGACAUACCGGUUUAAAUUUUUUAUUCCUUAACUCAUGUUGCUGUUUGCUAUGUGUGUUAUAUAUGGGUGCUGUGGCUGCUUUGCAGACUUGUAUGAAUGCGUACGUGGGCUGUUAUAAUGUGUAUAUUAUAUGUGAGCGGUUUGUGGUAUUUGUAGUCACCCUCCACAUUCCCAGGGCACACAGUUACACGCUGCCAAACACAAUGUUAAAAACACACAAUCACACUGCUAAACAAAAGCCAAUUGCAAGACAUACAGUUACACAUUGCCUAUAAUAAUGCUCACUUCUACACCUACACCUUGACUAUGCUGUAGUUUGUAGCGACAAUAUUUUUUGCCUUCCAUUUAGCGGUAGGAAGACUGCUUCCUUCAUAGAAACAUAGAAUGUGACGGCAGAUAAGAACCAUUCAGCCCAUCUAGCCUGCCCAAUUUUCUAAAUACUUUAAUUAGUUCCUGGGCUUAUCUUAUAGUUAGGAUAGCCUUAUGCCUAUCCCACGCAUGCUUAAACUCAUUCACAGUGUUAACCUCUACCACUUCAGCUGGAAGGCUAUUCCAUGCAUCCACUACCCUCUCUGUAAAGUAAUAUUUGUUUAAACCUUUGCCCUCUAAUUUAAGACUAUGUCCUCUUGUUGUGGUAGUGUUUCAUUUUUAAAAAAAUAUAGUCUCUUCCUUUACUGUGUUGAUUCCCUUUAUGUAUUUGUUUCUAUUCAUUUAAUGUUUCUAUCAUAUCCCCCCUUUGGGUCCAGUGGAGAUAGGGUUGGCCAGGAACAUGGCAUAUGGCAGGUGCCUCAGGAGGCUGCUCUUUUUCAGCAUCUUUCCUUCACAAUCGCUGUCAGGAAGUGAUCUGAAUUCACUUUCUCCCCAGCGCUGCCAUGAAUGAACUGAGGGGUGCUUCUCACCGCUGUCUGCAAUCUCCAUUAGCACUGAAGAAGUCCUACUGGGACCUCUGUCAGGCCAAUUUCAUGAUGAGAUCAUUGGAUCUCCCUAAACUAUUUUGGUCUGGCAGCCAUGGAUGUGUGCCAUAGAUUUCUGACCCCUGGGCUAGACACCAAGUUUAGCAGGUGAUACACUGCUUUACUAUUUCUCUCUCCUCAUAUAGGGAGUAGAAUUAGACUUAAGUUUUUCAUGCAAUGGUAAGCACAAUGCUUGAUACCUUACCUUGUUGUCUCACACCGUGUAAUGCAGGAUGCAGGAUUUAAAAAUAACAGGUACAUCACAUUAGAUAUCAUCACGUCAUCACAUUACACAUUAUUAUUAUUAUUAUUAUUAUUAUAAACUUGUGUGGUGCCCUGCUCCAGUACAUCUUCACAGUUUCUGAAACCAUUUCUGAGAUAAGACUCACAUCCAAGAACACAAGAACAUAGAUUUACAAUGUCAGUUCGGUCCUGUGAUAGCCUUUAGUGUUGACUCUUAGGGGAAGAUUUAAAUUGGCAAGUAUGACAUAUCUGACUAUAUAAAAAAUUAAUGCUCUCAUCAGUAAGUGGAUCCAUGGAAAUUGGGGAAACUUUUUCAAAUCAUUUUUUAAACUUGCUGUGUAUAAGUGGCAAACCUACUCUUCCUUUGUUGUUGAUUAAUUGGCUUAUCUUGAGUAACCAUUGAGGGAAAAUAAAGUCAUAGAUUGUCUGCACUUUUCCCAAUAUACUGACUGGCAUUUUUGCGCAGAAUCGAGAUCUGGCGAAUACAUACAGCAGUGAAUAUGGCAGCGUCUCGUAGGAGCCUCCAGCAAGUGCGAGAAAUUAUUACCUCAGCUCAUGAAGACUGCACCCCUGCUCAAAAACUGCAAUUCUACGAUCGCUGGGCCCAGGAAUAUGAGGAGGUGAUAAAAUAAACAAUGUAUAUAGCAAAGAGUUUUCUUAUUUGGCAGACAUUAAUAGUCAACAGUAGGUCUGUCUAGCUCAUGAUCUAGUCAGCUAAAUAAGGUAAGCAGUAUUUAUUUCAUACUUGUGUCUACAGGUGGAUGUGUGGAAGUGAAGGGUUAACAGUAGUAGUAGUAGUAGGAGGGCAAAUACAAAAUUGUAUAUAUUAUUUAUAUAAAUACACUAGCAUCUAUGGCAGGGUUAGAAAGCCUUCAGCACUCCAGAUAUUGUGGACUACAUCUCCCAUGAUGCUCUUAUAGCCGUAAUGCUACGGAUCGUAAUGCAACGCAUCGUGGGAGGUGCAGUCCUAAACAUCUGGAGUGCCUGAAGGAUGCCUAUCCCUGAUCUAUGAUAAAAAUUAAAAUCCAGCGCACUCCCUUAUCUACUAAACAGCAACUUUGGUGCUGACAGAUUUUCUUAAUUUUUCGUUUUAAAACACCUAAUCUAGGCAAAAAAUAAUGGGGGUUUUGUUACAUUAUAUGAUCAUACAUUGCAUAAGCCUGCCACAACCUCAAUGUGCCCUAUCUUUGACAGGUCAUACUCUAACAGCCAAAUGUCUGCUAAAUGAGCUACUCACUUGGGGACAAAAUUCCAUCUCAAGUUCUCCGCAGUAAAAGGCUAAAUAGGGCCCUGGGAUGAGGCACCUGUGACAGGGAGGGGUGCAAGGGGUGAUCUAUGGUCAUCCUAUCAAUAUAAUUUUAAUUAUUGCUUAUACUGGGACAUUUGCAUUGCAUAUGUGAUUUUUGCCACUGUGACCCCUACAAAAACAGCUAUGGCUGUGAUUUUCUGUUUAAGGAUGUGUCUGUAUUGGAAUACAAUGCCCCCCGUCUUGUUGCAGCUGUGCUAGCCUCGAGGUGCAUCUCUAAUCGAGAGUCAAAACUGGUAUUGGAUGUAGCUUGUGGCACUGGACUAGUAGCUCAGGAGGUAAGAACAUCAUUCUAUGUGGUAAAAGCUGACAACGACUAAAGUGCUAUUUCACAGCUAGACAUAAAUGCUUGCAUGAUUUGGCGGGGGGGGGGGGGGGGGGUUCCUCUGCAUUUUACUUAAUAAAUUGUUCUCCAAUAUACCUCCUUCGUAGUCCAACUAUAAUGCUAGUGGGAAAUUCAAAAUACUGAAUUUUGGAUCCCACUUAAUAGUCCAUUACUCUAAUUUUCACUUAUGUUUUUAAAGUUUAUUACUAUUUUUUAAUUACUAUUUAAUAAAACGUAAUCACUUGUUUAAAUGAUUUGUAUUGAUUUGUAGCUAACUGAGCAGUCAUGUUGGGUAUGAUUCCAGUUAUCCGACUAAUUGCUGCUCAACCUAACUUUCCUGCUGCUGCAGGUUCACACAGAGCAAUCACAGCAGCAGGCAAGUUAGCUUGAGCAAUAGCUGGUCAGAUAACAGUAGACCCUGGCCCAACAUGGCUGCUCAACCAGAUUUUAAAAAAGUGACAUUUUCUCAAAGUAACCAAUACACACUAUUUAAAAAAAAAUCAUGAACAUAACAAAAUAUACUUAAACCAUCACAGAAACAGGUAUUUUAAAUGGUCAUGGUAGUAGGUGUCCAUUUUGUUAAUUGUGUGCUGGAGGCUAGUUGCACCCCCAGCACAUGUGACUUCAGCAGCCAGAGCUCCCGGCAAUAAUGUCAAUUCUGUGCAUAAAAAUGUUUUGGUGUCAGUGAACACAGCAUGCUGGCAACAGACACAUAAAUCUUCUCCCUUGCAAGCAGAGUGCCUACAAGGGAAAGAUUGCUUUCCCUUCCCUUUCUUCCUCCCCGACUCCCUCCACUACUUGAAUGUUUUUGUUUUUAUUUUUAAAUAAAGAUCUCCCUCCCCUUUGCCCCUGGCUCAGAUUGUGUGAAUGCACUCUGAGCGGGAAAAACAGUCCAGUCACGGGAUCCUCUAUGAGAAUCCUGUGAUUGGACCACGCAACUGCCAGUUUCACGUUCCCUUUCUCUUCCAGUUGCUGCGUUGUGGAUUUCGCUUGUUCCAUGGCCUGGAUGGCAGUGCCAGAAUGCUGGAAAUGGCUGAGACCAAAAAACUCUACCAAGAGCUAAAGCAGUGCAUGCUGGGGCAGGGGCCACUUCCUUCAACAUCUGGUAAAAAAAUACGCUUGUUUAACUCCUAUAUCAAAUCAAAGAGUUAGCGUUCGUUAGAGUCGCUCCCAAGUUCCUACUUAAACUGUUUUUUUUUUUUUUUUUUUACUUCAGAGGAACAAGAUUUGGUGUAAAUCACUGGAUUUACCAUGAAUUUGAAAUUGGAUAUCAAAAGUAAUAAUGGGAUAAAUUGCAUCAGUCGCACCAAAUAUGCACAUCUGAUUCUGAACAACCUUUGUGCCUAUAUCCCAUACAAAAUGUAAGAUUCAGAAUUUACCCAACACAUUCAAAUGACCAAAUUCUCUCCAAUGUGUUCCAGUAGGAGGCGCAUUUACAAAAUAAUAAUAAAUACCCACCACCAUUUCUUUCACCGACUGUCAGUUUCAACUGCCAGGAGCCAUAUUAUGCUCUCCUACACAUGGACAAGAGAGAAAUAAAGAGGUCUAUAACAAUGGGAGAUCUGGUGAGACCACAGGAUAUUCAUUAGAUCUUCUUAAGCAAUUCAUUAGAUCUUCUUAAGGUGACAUAGGCAUUUUUUGCUUGCUGCACAGGUACAUAGUCUCAACAAUUUAUGAAACACUCUAAAGUUACAGUGUUGCUUAAAUCCUCUGAUAGCUCAUCUGAACACUUGUAUCUGUCUUGUAGUUAUGUUUUUAUUUGUUUCAUGUGUGGCACAGUGUUAAAUGCUUUGCUCUGAUCUAGAUAAGUCAUCUUGCUUUCUAGGCUAAAUAAAGUCACCCAGCAUUUUUCUUUACAAAAAAUGAAUAUAAUUGUAGUGGAGCUCCCUGUACCACGGCUGGGUACAUCCACCAGAGGGGUUGCUUCCUAGCUGGGACCCAGGGAAACGGAUAGGGGGAACUAGCUCUCUUAGUCCUUCCAAGGACUUUCCCCGUUGCAUCUCCCUGAAAGCUGGAACAGCAGACACAGGGGUUAAAUCUUCCUUCCCUCCAGUAACCGGACGACACACAGUUCUGGAGGUUAAAACACUAAACUCACUUUAUUUGGAACACACAACCCCCUGAGUGACUAAAGCUCAGUUGAGAGCAGGUUGGACGAUCCCGACACGGGGACCGGAGAGAGUGUGCGCACGCCAGUUCGGGAUACGAAUGCUGCCCCUAAUUUGGCGUUCGAUUACACGAACCAGCGGCCACCCAGGGGAAGAACGUGCCGCUUGUUUACGAGGUGUGAACUUACUAUACUAACAUUCUAAGUGAGGUGUCUGGGUGGUCCCCGUUCAGGAGCUGAACAGAACCCGUUCGUAUGAGCUCUCCCGAACAGGGAGCAGGUAAAAUACACAAAUGCAUCACAAUUACAUAUAGAUACAUGGGGAAACACAGAGUACAAGGGAACAUCGUUGGAAUAAGCAUUGAGGACACUAAUUACAAGGGCAAAACAUAUGAAUAUUCUGUGGGCAUGGUACUUAGUGUCGGUGUCCCGCUACAAUAAUGAUACUUGGGAAAAAAAAGGUUAAUAAUGUGAGAUCUUUGUUUUCAGAUUUUUACGAUGUAGUCAUUAUUGUGGGAGCACUGAGUGAUGGGCAGGUCCCUGUAUCUGUUAUCCAUGAACUUCUACGUGUAACUAAACCAGGUGGGUGAGACCAAUUCAGCUACAUUUAUUUAUGAAAUAGAAGCUAUAGUGGGGAAAAAACCCCUCUAUUUAAAUACAAAGCAAACUCACCAGCAGGACUGAGUCUACCAUGAGCAUGGGAUAAGUAGAGCAAUAAAUAGUUCACCUAUCUUCAUUCCAGUACCCUAUCAAGGGUGAUGAGCCUUUUUUCGUGUGUUUGUGAGUUUUCUACUUUUUACUCACUGGGGGGUGGUCCAUGUUACAGUAUUAUGCUAUGUAUUAUUUAUGAUUGUUUUCAGAUUCCUACAUACAUCAGUAGAAUAUCCUAUAUCUACUAUAUUUCUUUUUAGGUGUAUUUUGUUUUUCCCAUAUUCUUUGUUUGCAUAGUUUGGGUGUUGUGCGGCACACCAGGGAUUUCACUUUUUCACAUACUAUUUGCAUUUUAUUUUGUCUCACAUAUUAGUGUUUAUAUAUUAUUUUUCUAUUCUGUUUAAUAGUUCACCUCCUGCAGAAGUUCAACUCGUCAUAUGAAAUAUCUGUAGCUGCUUUAUAAAGUGUACUGAGUGUGCGGUACACUUAGAAAAUUGUACUUCUGGUAUACCAUACAUGUUAUUGUAUAUCUUUGGGUUUAAGAUUGAUGACUCAGUUUGACGUUGUAGCGGAGAUCUAGUAUUCCACAAAUUAUCUCCGCUUAAGAUCCCAUGGAGGCUCAGGAACAAGUAGUUAUAAAUCCAUAAAGCAAGGUUUCCAGCAGGUAAAACAAUAAAGUAAUAUCCCAACAGCAAUCCCAAUAACUGGACGACACACAGCAUCAGGAGCAGAACUAAACUUUUAUUUCCACAGUGGCCUUAUAAAGCAUACUCCCAUGCAAGGGAGGGAUUUCCAUUAAUUAUUACAGUAUCCAAUCCUGUUCUGGUAACCUCCCACACAUCUCCUCCCCUCAGCCUGACUCAUAAUCACCUUAUACAGUACACAAAUUCCCCCAGUUUCUGUAUGUACCUCUAAAUCUAGGGGUACCCCUUUAAAUGGCACAUCCCCUGGUAGCCCUGAUCUGGGUGAGCAACAUAUCCAAAAAUCACCCAGAUCGGACCAGGGGUUCAGGAAAUUUGUGGAGGUAAUGAAAAGACCGACCGCGCUGGAGAGAACAGCCGAAUUGUGUUCCAUGCGAUAAGGCCCUGCGGUCGGUCACAGUAUAAGGGAACAAACUGCACGAAAGGCUAAGGUUACAGAGAUCAGGGGGGUUCGCAUGAAUCCCCUCGUUCGGUUGUUUCUUUCUACCGAACGAGGGGCCGUUCGGUAGUUUGGAAGCGAACGUAUCGUGCAUAUGGAGGUCUCAGCGGUGUUUGUGUAGCCGAGUGUCCGAUUUGGGUUCCAGACACUCGACGGCAAAACACCGCUGUUCGGGAGUUUUAAAAUGGCCGCCACCACGUGUUCGUUAUCCGAAUGGCGGCCACCCCCGAGAACAAAGGACCCACUGCGCAGCUUCUCAAUUACCUGUUCGCAACAUUGUUGCAACGAGUAAUUGAAGGCACACUUCAAACAGGGGAGGUCUGACUGUUCGGUAGUUUCAUUCCUUUAGUUGCUAGAAUGAUUCUACCGAACAAUCAGACGAAUACAACCUAUUUUUACACAUAUAACCCUGCAAUUUAAACAAAUACAUUUAAACAUAUGCAAUUCCCAGGAAAGCCCUGUGCCAUCCGCUACAGCCGUGGAUACUUGAAUUGCAAAAUGCAUAAACAAAGUACAUAUAUGAAAAUCUGAUUAUAUAUCUGAUAAUAUAAUUAGCCACAUAUUGAACACUAACAUAAAUUAAAAUAUGCUCUAUUUUGGUGUCCUAAAAAAAAUAAAUCUAUUUUCAAUUUAUAUGACUAGUGCUAGUGUAGCAGAGGAUACCCAAAAGAGUACAAAUGAAGCUCAGUGUACUUAUAAUGAGAUAAACGUACAAGCAGUUAAUAAGUUAAUACUAGAUAAAGGGAUGGUGCUGUCAUUUUUUGGUUCUUUGCAUUUUCUUGUAUAGUGCCCUCUCCCCUACCCCCAAGGUGGCAUGCCGACUUACAAGGUGAUGCCCUGGGGGAUAGGGGAAAGUGGAUAUACUUAGAUUAACCCCUUAAGGACACAUGACAUGUGUGACAUGUAAUGAUUCCCUUUUAUUCCAGAAGUUUGGUCCUUAAGGGGUUAAACUCUUUCUCCUCUGCCAUCUUCUUUGUCAGGAUCUUCAUCUCUUGGCGGUUUCAUUUCACAUUAUUAUGUCACAGAUAUACUAUCCAUACUAUCACACAUGUCAACAUGUAGGAUCUGCCACAGAGGAUCAUGCGCAUGAAUAAUGAGAUAAUAUAGCAUACCGCAUCAACCAUCUCCAUAAAAUUGGGGUCACUCACAUUUGAAAGUGUGAGAUUGUUAAAUGCUAGUGUCAAGUCAAUGUCUUAUCUUCAUAGUCUCUAUUUCUCUUCUGGUUGAAAAUGUCUGUCUUUAGCAAGUAAUAAAAAUAAUAAAAAUAAGUCGGAUGUAUUGGCAGCGAGAAUUUUUUUUCUGCUAUUUGCACUGUUAGCACGGUUUGCACUGUUAGCCUCUUAUUUUGCCAUCUUGUUUUCACAAAAGCUUUUCUUUUUUUUAACUAUUGCCUCUAGCUAUAAUAUUUGACUUAUGCCUCAGAGUCAAUUCAGUCAUUCAUUUUUCCAAGGUUGAUCAAAAAGAGUGCCAUUAAGUUGGGUAAUAAUAAUAUCUAGACUUCACAAGAUACAAGUGAAAAGUAAAAUACAAAUUUCCUGUUAAAUAGCUUGGUAUUCUUAUUUGCAGCAUUAAUAUACAUUAAUACAAUGAGUUUUUUGUUUUUUUUAAAGUAUAAGUAAAAUUUCUGUUUGUCUGCUAGGGGGUCUUCUGUGUCUCACGACUCGCAGUAAUACAUCUAACCUUCAGUACAAGGCUGAGCUAGAGCAUGAGCUCGCAGCAUUACAAAGCUCGGGACUGUGUGACUGUAUCACUAUUCAGAACAUUGAAAAGUGGGAAAAGGCCACCUCCGAACAGGAAGUCCAAGGAGAAUCUGACUACAUCUCAGGUGUCAUCUAUCUGUACAAAAAAAUGGAAACCAUCUCUUAAACAGAUAAAUGGAUGAAAACACCUUUUCUGAAAUGUUUCAUUUUUUGUGUUUUAAAUGUUUUAAUAUAAUUUGUUUUAUUUAGAAAUACCCACACUGACAAAGAAUUAUUGUCAAAACCAAUUUAUUUUCUAUGCUGCAAAUAACGGAAAUGCAAGGAAAGAAAUUAAAGGGAAAUGAUGUUAGGGAGGAAGCUCCAACUAUAAUGCUAUUACAGAGACGAUACCUGCAAAGAAUUAUCGCCACUGUGUGCAUUUUGAAGGGAAGAUUAUAUUUUUCUUUUAGCAUCUUUUGCAAAAUGGUCUUGCUUCAGACUUGUAUUUCCCACUUUCCAGUAAAUGUGUAAACUUAACUUAACAUGGAGCUCUCAUUUGUCUUCCCUAAUCCCGCUAUAGGGUUGCCAGUAUUUACAGGUACAUCUGGUAUUUUAGGCUGUCUGGCCAGUGGUGAUUUUGACUCUGAAAUUGGUGUGUUCAGUCUGAGGGAGUCUUAUCUCUGCAUGGCCCCGACCCCACAAAAUUAAAGUGGCUCUGUGACCCUAUACUUAAAUUACUUCAAUCUGUUCCUCUUCUCUUCCUUAAGGGAUUCUCUAGUGCCAGGAAAACAAACCUGUUUUCCUGGCACUGUAGAAUCCUGGAGUGCCUGCCUCCCGCUGAUGUCCCUCUGUGCUGGGUCAGGCUCCGCCCCACUGACAUCCGCCGGCGGGGGAGACCUUAUGCGCAUGCACAUUGGUCCUCCCCAUAAGAAAGCAUUAUUCAAUUCCUAUGGUGAUUCCGGC
Pelobates cultripes (western spadefoot toad) is the source of this 20470-nucleotide messenger RNA. Lineage: Eukaryota; Metazoa; Chordata; Amphibia; Anura; Pelobatidae. The record is from the annotation of a GenBank genome assembly.